This is a messenger RNA of Vitrella brassicaformis, 3459 nucleotides long. The record is from the annotation of a GenBank genome assembly. NCBI's taxonomy places the organism in Eukaryota, Vitrellaceae.
CGCUCAUGAAUCAGGCAUUGACAAAUCUCUGGAACUUGAACCGAACCGACACGCGCGUCUCACUCACGUCAUACCGAUCUGCAGUGCACAACACAACACAACACAUCAAACAAGCAACAUAUAUAACCACGAGACACACUCCACACACUAUGUACUGGCCGCUCGAGCUGACCUGCCGGCUGAACGGUCCACAUGGUGGGGAAUCCUUUUGCGUCGCUUUCCUCACACUGGGGCAUCAGGUCACUCGCAUCGUUGAAGUGGUCGGCCAGCGUGUCUUUGGCCUCGUCGGGCCAGCUAUCGAUCGGCAGCAGGGCCAGCAGGGGCACCUGGAACCACGCCAGCUUGUUGUUGGCCCGUAGGACAUUGUGAUCGAUCACCUGCACUCAGCCAUCCAUCCAUCCAUCCAGUUUGGGCAGACAGACAUGUGUGUCAUGUGUGUGGCAGUGCAGUGGUCGUGGCGUUCGUCCCGUCACCUCUGCGAAUAUGAUAUCGUUAGCGCCAUCGGUGAUGUGAAACUCGAAUACCUCGUCCCACUCGGGACUGUCACUGCUGGCGAUCUUCUGCACACAAGAGGACACAUGGGACAGCACAUGCAUGAGCCCCUUUCCUCUGCCCCUCCGCCCCGCCCCGCACCCUGGUCUUCUUGACGUGUGACUUGGGUGCCCUCUUGAUGAUGCUCUGGGCAGAGUAGAACCACCCCCGAUAUGGACCAACAUUGCCGUCCGACGGCCGCUGCUGCUCCGCCAUGAGCCCCGUGGCGUGCGGCAGCUUGGCGAGCUCGAUCUUCCCGAGAGUGAGCUUCACGUAGGGGUCGAACUUGCGGUCGUUGUCAUCGUAUGGGAUGUUGGUGGCGUUGCGGACCUCCACAGUGAGCAGGCCGUCCAUCUUGUUCUGGAUGGACUUCUGCAUCGACACUGUCCGGCUCAUACUCACGGGAGACGCAAAGUCCGACUCACGCGGUGAGGGGGCUUCCUGCAGACCACACCACACAGAGAGACAAGACAAGACUUGUAUUGCGUGUCUCGUCGUCCUAUGAGUGUUCGAUACUUUGGCAGGUUGCAGGGUGCUGGCGCUGCCCGUGGUGCUUUUCUUGGUGGCGGCCGGGACGCUUUUGCGCGGAAGUGUGGGUGUUGGGGCCGCAGCGGUUGGGAGACCACUUCCCGGCCGAGAUGUCUGGAAGGACAAGACGGACGGACAUGCCAUCCUUUCCGCCCUCUGUCUUCCACAGGUCUUUCCUUCCUCUAUCUGUCUCUUACUUACACCAGAUGAUUUCUCUGUCACAAGCAAAAUACAUACAGCACAGCCAUUGUGUCCUUUGUUCAUGUUCAGGUGGGCCCACAUGGCAUGUGGUUUGCUACCGAGUGGCAUCCACGUGAGGCUGACAUCGAUACUGCCGAGGGACGUCACCUCCUCUGACGCCGACAACGAAUACUCCUGCACCCACCACACCACAAGCACACACAGGUCCGGUCCAUGCCUUCAUUCCACAGAGGGGACCAGCUUGGGGCUCGGUUGUUGUUUGCCGUUCUGUCUGUUUUUGUCUCUUAGAGUAUACUCUAUGCAUGGAGAUGUCCCUCUGCAGCGAUGCCAGUGGUAUGGACACGCUGCCCAGGAAAUCGUCAGCCGUCCCGACGUCGUAAUCGUAUACACUGAUCUGUCAGAUCAAAGAAUAGCCAGCCAGCCUGCGAUGCGCGCAUCGUAUCAACUCAGACACACACACACAGCCUACGUCGAGAUCCUGGACAGAGAUGUCGCGGAUCUGUUAUCCACCAGCAGACACGAAAGCGAUGGAUGAUAGAAAUCCCGUCGUCUUGCUGUCCAGGGCUACUUACUUUGAGCUGGAAGCACUCGUUCCAGGUCGGGUUCAGAUUGCGCCACUUGACGGAACUCUGCACCAUGUCCUGACCACCUGACUCACACGCACACUCGCUGAGUGCAUCCCCGACAGCAAGAAUGGUCCAUUGCGUACCGACAGAGAAGAUGACGUAUGGGUCUGACCGCCCCAGUAGGUCUGACGCCUUGAGAUUCUUCGCAGCAUAAAGAUGGAUCUUUAGGUAGCCCUGCGGCUCGACGAGAUUGAGGUCCUGGUAGGACAGCUGGCAGAAGUCCAGCAGUGUGGUCUCGUCAAACAGAGGAAUGGGCAUCUCAUUUGGAUACACAAACCCCUCUGCAAUGCACACAAAAGACAGAGACACGACAUCAGAGUGAGCAGUGGGAAAGUGGGGGCCGGGGUGGAUUCUGUCACCGAGGACAACAUCUCUGACGAUGGUCCGGACCAGCCUCGUGAUGCCGAGAGACCACCGAAACGCCUCAAAGUCAAAGUUUAGUUUUGGUCUCUUUGCGAAGGAGACACGGAGGACGGCAAAGUAUGGCUGCAUGAAGCCACGUACAGCAGGUAAGAGACAUGGUCCGGCCAUGUAUCUGGCUGGGUAAGACAGCUCAUGUGUCCCUCACUCACUCACUCACUCACUCACUCACCGGUUGUGGGAUGAAGUGCUCGAACUUUAACCUCAGCCGCCCCUGCAUGUUGAUGUUCUUCACGCCCACCACCCCGAGACACCAGGAGCCCUGCCAUAUAGACAUGGCCGCGUUCCCCUGCGCACACAGACGACACGACACGACACACAUCCUGCAAGGAAUGCGGCAGAAUGCCUGUUCCCACCGUGCUUUGCAGCCGAUACAUGAUGUCCAGCACGACAGAAGCCCCGGACAUUUGGAAGUCCAUUAUGCUGAGAAUCUCAGGCGGCACCUUCCCCAGGUGGAACUCAUCAAAGGCGACCGUCAUGCUGUUCUUCUUGGCCUUUGCCACCUCCUGGCUGCUCGCCAGGUCGUGCUUGGCCUUGCUCUCCUCCUCAGCUGCAUCGGCACCCUCACCACUCAGAUAAAAGUUGACCACGCCGGGAAUGGUGUCCUUGAGGAUGCGCGACAGCCAGUUGGAGAAGCAGGGCCACAUCUCGCCCACCACUGUGUUCAGCCACUGUGUGUCAUGUUUGAACUGAGGCGGGCCGCCGCCAAUGGGGCUGUGCACAGAGCUCUCCUUGUGGCCCGACGCGCGGAGGGGGACGGAGUACUUGAGCCAUGUCUGCGCUGAUCUAAUGAGUGCGAUGUCCUCCAUGCACAGACCCCCGAGCACCGCUCCCACAAUCACCAGAAACGACCACACACCCAGCCACCUGCAUACCAUUGACCAAACAAGCACACGACACACAAGCAUCCAUGACAUGCAUGAGUGCUUUUUUCUUUCUUUGGGCUGUCGGACCCGAUGCAGGCGAGCAGGUAGCAGGGCAAGGCGAGCAGGAAGAGUGCUGCCCGCGCCUUGUCCUCGACCCCGGAGGGCAGACUGAGGAAGGACCGGAGCCAUUUGAUGAGUGGGGUCUUGGUGGACGCCUUCUGGCUCAGGACAGCUGCCGAGGGCGAGGCUCCCUCUGGCGUAGUAAAAGCACGCUGCAUUGAUGGCGU